ACGUGCGCAUGCACGGCAAUGUAUGUGUACACAAAAGUAUGUAUACUACAGACACGAUGCUUGUGUGUGUAGUUACUCCCGAGAGAGAGGCAACUACAUUUUCUUUCUCACUUCCUUCCGACACUUUUCAGCCUGCUAUUCCCCUUCCAUUUAUAUAUGUUCUAAGGUUGCCACCCGCGGACGGAAACGGACGUGUUCAGACACGUUAUGCGUGUAUUCUUUGGAUUUUAUUUUUGAGUUUUAUCUUCCCCUUCUAAAGAGGAAUUCUUUCUAAUUAUUCACUUAACCGUUAUUGUUCACUUAACCCUUCUCACCUGGCCGAAUGGUGGGUAAUUACCUAACCAGUGCCAAUCAAACGAAGAAGAAGAAAACAUGGACGAUUAACGGUAUGGGAAAUCCCUUUUUCUAUGUGUAUUUAUACCUGGGCAUAGUACAAAAAAUGCAAAAAUUGUACAAACAAAAGAAGCCAUUACAAUAGAAGAGUGGAAAAAGUUUAUAAUUGAGAAUUGUAUAGAGAAUUGUAGAAUUUCUUACAAUUUAUAAUAAUUAUAUUUACACGUAUAUACACGCAUUUUCCGUUACAAAAAAUUAAGAUUCCUUAUUAAAUCAAAAAGAAUUAUCACAAAAAGAAAAAUAGAGCGAAGCAAGCAUUGAAAUUUAGUUCAUUAAACUAGGUCACUGAUUUGGUUGAGGACAAAGAUGAUGUCCACUAUAAAUGAAGAUGAAAUUUAUCAUUGUCAAACACAACUAAAACAAAACAGAUUGUGUUAUAUAUGGAAUAUAUCCGAUUUUUGGAAAAUUUAUAAAUUUGGUAUUGCAUUAUACUCUAGCGAAACUAAAAAUGGUUUUCAACUUGAAAUGUGUCCUUUAAAUAAUAAGUUAGUCUUUUAUGGUACAUUAGUUCGAUCAAAUUAUAUUAAUGUCUCCUAUUCUGUUUUUGUGAAGACUGAUAAAGGAGAAAUGACUAAUGUAUUAAAACCAACACUUAUAACUAUGAAUUAUAAUGUAAAUAAUCUAUUAUAUGAACUACCUAUUUCACUUCUUUUUGAUAAACAUAAAAUGUAUUUAUCACAUGACAACACAUUUACAAUAUGCUUUGAAUUACAUACAUUUGUAAAAACAUAUAACAAUAGUAUAUCUCAUUCGUAUACUAAUACUAUGUCAGAUACAGAUAUUUUUGUUUCUAAGGAGAAAUCCGACUCGUUUGUUUCGUUUAUAAUAAACAAUGAACGUCUUCAAGCAAAUAAGAGUUCACUAUGCUUAAAAAGUAAAGUCUUUGAAGCUAUGUUUAACUGUGGUCUAGAAGAAAGUGUAAACAAUGAAGUAGUAAUAACUGAUAUAAAAUAUGAUAUUCUAAAAGAAUUAUUAUCUUUUGUACAAAUUGGUCAUCUAUCUAAAACGCUGGAAGAGAUAAAUUUAAAUAAAAUAUGUGAACUUUUUGUAGCAGCUGAUAAAUAUGAUAUACAAGAUCUUAAAUUAAUAUGUGAACAAUCUUUAAUUAUAAAUACGACAGAAACAAACGUUGUAGAACAUUUAAAAAUCGCACAUUUAAAUGAUGGAAAAAUGUUGAAGAAAUAUAUCAAAGAUUUUAUCAAAUUAUAUUCAAAAGAUAUUGUGGAUAUCUCAGAAUUUAUAACUUUAAUGAAAAUGUAUCCUGAGCUAUUAACUCCAUUGUCAGACUAAAGAUAUUGAGCAGAUCGAACAAAAUGUUGUAGUAUCUACAAAAUCAGUAAUUGAAAACGUCAUACAUGGAACUUUUACACAUCGUCAUAUAUAUAAAACCGAAUUAAAAUAUAAUUCUACUUUCUUUAUAGAAUAUGUUUUAUAUUUCACAUUUAAUUUCCACAUUUCAUAUUUGCAUGUGUUAUCACAGAAUAAGCUUUUUAAUUUAUAGUAUGAUAUAAUGCAUUCCUGAUAUUAAAAUAUAGUUCUUUUUUUAAUUUCCAUGUGUAGAUAUGUAAAAACUGUUCUUGGUUUUGUAUGCUUUAGAAAAAUGCAGGAAAAACAAUGAAGAGAAAAAAUUUAGUAAGCAAAUGUUUAUUUUAUGUUAUAUGCAUUAUAUUA
This is a messenger RNA of Formica exsecta, 2064 nucleotides long. RefSeq names its product speckle-type POZ protein B-like. The coding region runs from base 700 to 1683 and encodes 327 amino acids. Gene Ontology annotation, cellular component: cytoplasm. The record is from RefSeq and is a predicted model, not a curated record. Gene Ontology annotation, molecular function: ubiquitin protein ligase binding. The transcript is spliced from 2 exons. NCBI's taxonomy places the organism in Eukaryota, Metazoa, Arthropoda, Insecta, Hymenoptera, Formicidae. Gene Ontology annotation, biological process: regulation of proteolysis; proteasome-mediated ubiquitin-dependent protein catabolic process.